AUGGAGCAGGACAGCUCUCGGGAAUCCCCAUCGCAGGAAGGAUCUUCCUUGCCGGGAGAGCGGCCUUCCUCCGCCCUCGGACAGUCCCUCUCCCAGGUUUUGCACCGUCUUACCAGCCAGGAGUCCCGACGGGGCAAGGCCAGAAGUGCAGUAAUUCAGGACCUCGGUGCUCUAAUAGAAGCCACAGAAUGUGAUCAAUUAUUUGAGGAUAGUGGCACAUCGCCCCGCGGAAUGCCAGAGAUGCUGGGGCAGGUGGCAAAAGCCCUAGAGAAGUAUGCAGCCCCACCCAAGGAGCAGCAAGGUAGAGGUCAUGUCCACUCUGAAGUGGCCGAGAAAGCGGCAGCAGUUGGGGUACUGUUUCUUAAACUGUUGGGGAAAGUUGAGGCGGCCCAGAAUUCCUUGCUUUGUCCUACAUGGAAGAUAGGCCUACGUCACUUGGCAGGACCCAUCUAUAUUUUCGCGGUCACACACAGCUUAGAGCAACCAUGGACCAGCCCGAGAUCCCAUGACGUUGCUGGAGAGGUGCUCUCCUUACUCCUCCGAGUUACUCAGUGUGGUUCUGUGGCAGGAUUUCUGCACGGAGAAAAUGAAGAUGAGAAAGGGAGAUUUACUGUAAUAAUGGAGCUUCUCAAACCUGAUUUGAAUAAGGAAUCCUGGAAGAAAAACCCUGCCACCAAACAUGUUUUCUCAUGGACUCUGCAACAGGUCACCCGACCCUGGCUGAAUGAACAUCUGGAAAAGAUACUCCCCCCAUCACUGCUCAUCUCGGAUGACUAUCAAACCGAGAACAAAAUACUGGGUGUGCACUGCCUCCAUCACAUUGUGCUGAAUGUGCCGGCUGCUGAUUUGCUCCAGUAUAACAGAGCCCAGGUCCUCUACCAUGCCCUUUUCAACCACCUGUACACACCAGAGUACAACCUCAUUCAGGCUGUGCUCCUGUGUCUGCUGGAUUUAUUCCCCGUCCUAGAGAAAGGCCUGCACUGGAAGGGAGGUGCCGCUCGACCCACCACGCACUGUGAUGAGGUACUGCAGUUGAUCCUGACGCACAUGGAGCCGGAGCACCGCCUUCUCUUACGCAGGACCUACGCGAGAAACCUCCCAGCGUUUGUGAAGAGGUUGGGGAUUCUAAGUGUCCGGCACUUAAAGAGGCUGGAGCGAGUCAUCAUUGGUUAUCUGGAGGUUUAUGAUGGACCAGAGGAGGAGGCCAGAUUGAAGAUACUGGAAACUCUGAAACUGCUCAUGCAGUAUGCAUGGCCCAGAGUUUCCUGUAGACUUGUGGUCUUACUGAAGGCUCUCCUGAAACUGAUAUGCGAUGUAGCAAAGGAUCCAAACCUUACACCUGAGCCUGUUAAGAACACCUUAUUAGAGGAAGCCACAGAUUGCCUGAUUCUCCUGGACCACUGUUCUCAAGGACAGGUGAAGGGUCUCCUGGUCAGAAUUCUCCAAAGCUGUGAAGACAGCAAGGUGGUGAACUGUAUCAGAAAAGUGCAGCAGGUGUCUGAAGGCGCGUCCUGCGACGGAACUUAA
Molecule: messenger RNA, 1527 nt
Organism: Odobenus rosmarus divergens (Pacific walrus)
Lineage: Eukaryota; Metazoa; Chordata; Mammalia; Carnivora; Odobenidae
Gene: TTI2
Product: TELO2 interacting protein 2
Exons: 7
Coding region: 1-1527 (508 amino acids)
Cellular component (GO): cytosol; centrosome; nucleoplasm
Source: RefSeq, a predicted model, not a curated record